AUGUCCUCGCCACCGACACGUUACACGCGGAACCCUCAGCUACGGCGCCCGUCCCUCUCGACGCCAACACCGCCGCUAGCGCCAUCCUCAUUAACAGCAGCGCUCGCAUCCUCAUCUACGACUCCCAUCCCCGACGAUGCGCCCGACGCCGACGACGACAACGAUGCGUCUCCACCGUCUCCGGACCUGCCACUGACCAUGUCGGCGUCGGUGAUGCUGACGCAGCUCCCGCGCGACGCCACAGCCGCGCUGGCGACGGCGGGAGAGUUUCCGGCUGAUCAAAAGGUCGUGGUGCGCUUCAAGCCGGUCGGGGGCAGCGCGCCGGCGCUGAGGAAGGAGCUGUGCAAGAUCAGCGCUGCGCAGCGGUUCGAGGCGGUGGUCGCGUACCUGCGCCGUACUCUCAAGGUCGGCAAUGGCGAGAGCGUGUUUCUGUACAUCAACUCGACGUUUGCACCCGCCCUUGACGAGAUUGUCGGGAAUCUGCACCGGUGCUUCAAAGAUUCGAACGGCCAACUCAACGUAUCUUACUCCAUGACUCCUGCCUUUGGAUAG
Messenger RNA from Pyricularia pennisetigena, 552 nucleotides. RefSeq lists its product as uncharacterized. Gene Ontology annotation, cellular component: phagophore assembly site membrane; cytoplasm; Atg12-Atg5-Atg16 complex. The transcript has 2 exons. NCBI's taxonomy places the organism in Eukaryota, Fungi, Ascomycota, Sordariomycetes, Magnaporthales, Pyriculariaceae. The coding region runs from base 1 to 552 and encodes 183 amino acids. The record is from RefSeq and is a predicted model, not a curated record. Gene Ontology annotation, biological process: autophagosome assembly; nucleophagy; C-terminal protein lipidation.